Molecule: messenger RNA, 3291 nt
Organism: Notothenia coriiceps (black rockcod)
Lineage: Eukaryota; Metazoa; Chordata; Actinopteri; Perciformes; Nototheniidae
Product: stromal interaction molecule 2
Exons: 10
Coding region: 1-2085 (694 amino acids)
Biological process (GO): activation of store-operated calcium channel activity; intracellular calcium ion homeostasis; store-operated calcium entry
Cellular component (GO): endoplasmic reticulum; plasma membrane
Molecular function (GO): protein binding; calcium ion binding; calcium channel regulator activity
Source: RefSeq, a predicted model, not a curated record
AUGCGAGCACAGGCCGCCCGCUUCAUUCAGUCCGUAGGUCUGGACCCCUCGUUGAUUUGGCUUGAAUCCAAAAUAGAUCACUGCCACACCGAGAAUCGAGAUGUGACCUUCCUCUUGAUAAAAGCAUCAGCUAAGUGCUUAACAGUAACCGCAUGUCGUUCAUUUCUCUCCUCUUCAGUCCACAACUGGACGGUGGAUCACGCGGUGGAGUGGCUGAAGGAGUCCGUGGAGCUGCCGCAGUACGAGAAGCACUUCCGGGACUUCAGAGUCACGGGGAACACUUUACCUCGAAUGGCGGCAAAUGAACCGUCGUUUAUGUCGAUGCAGCUGAAGAUAUUAGACCAGCGGCAUAAACAAAAGCUCAAUCUAAAGGCACUAGACGCUGUGCUUUUCGGCCCUCCUCUACGUCCGCAACACAACUGGCUGAAAGACUUUGUCCUGAUGGUUUCCAUAGUGAUAGGUGUCGGGGGCUGCUGGUUCGCCUACGUGCAGAACAAGUCCAGCAAGGUGCACAUCUCUCAGAUGAUGAAGGAUCUGGAGAGUCUGCAAAACGCUGAGCAGAGCCUCAUGGACCUGCAGAGCCGGCUGGAGAAGGCGCAGGAGGAGAACCGGACGGUGGCCGUGGAGAAGCAGACCCUGGAGCAGAAGAUGCGAGAUGAAAUCAACGGCGCCAAGACGGAGGCUCACCGGCUGCGAGAGCUGAGGGAGGGCGCCGAGUGUGAACUCAGCCGGCUGAAAUACGCCGAGGAAGAGCUAGUACAGGUUCGAAAGGCCCUGAAGCGAGCGGAGAAGGAGAUGCACUCGGAGCGCUCGGUGCCCGAAGCUCUGCAGAAGUGGCUCCAGCUCACACACGAGGUGGAGGUCCAGUACUACAACAUCAAGAAACAGAGCGCUGAGUUCCAGCUCUCCAUCGCCAAAGAAGAGGCAGAGAAAAUCAAGAAGAAAAGAGGGUCUGUGUUUGGAACCCUCCAUGUAGCCCACAGCUCAUCACUGGAUGAGGUGGACCACAAGAUACUAGAAGCAAAGAAAUCCCUGUCGGAGGUGACGGCGUGCCUCAGGGAGCGUCUGCACCGCUGGCAGCAGAUCGAGAAGCUCUGCAACUUCCCUGUGGUCAACAACUCGGGGCUGCCCAGCCUGACGGCCAGCCUCUACUCCGACCACAGCUGGGUGGUCAUGCCCAGAGUCUCCGUGCCCCCAUACCCCAUCGCAGGAGGGGUGGACGACCUGGACGAGGACACGCCUCCCAUCAUUCCCCAGUUCACUACGGCCACGUUGAUCCGGCCCUCUCUGACCCGCAGCAGCAGCCUGUGCCGGUCCCGCCGCAGCCUGCUGAGCUCCCCCCAGUCCUCACUGAUGUCCCCGGACCCCGACCUGCUCUCCAUGGCCAGCUCGUCCCUCUCCUAUCGCUCCGAGGCCGACGACGAACAUAUCAUGUUCAGCUCGGAUAGGAGGGGGUAUGUAGCGGUGGCCGGGACGCCGCGGAAUGGCUUUACAGUUUGGACUCACAGGGACCCCUCUCAGGAGUGCUGCUCCGACACAGACUCUCUCGGCUCCUCCAUGAGCCGCAAGCAGCUGCACAACCCCUGCACGUCGGGCUCGGAGACCCCGUACCGCAAGAUCUCCCGCGAGGAGCUGCUGCUGUUCACCCAGAGGGAGAGCAUGGAGCUGCCCCACACCACUCACACCCCCAGCAGCAGCAGCAGCAGCAGCCUCAGGGACUCCACGCCUCCUCCUCCUCUGCCCCCCCCAGGCCAGCACCCCCUCCGGCUCCCCCUCCCCGGCCCUGGAGCGCCACCCGUUCCCCCACAGAGGCUCGCCAGACAUCACCCGCUCCAUCCCGGAGUCCAAGAGCAUGACCUUCUCCCAGGGGAACGCCACCUCUCCCACGGGCAAAGGAAUGUACAACGGCAUCCUGGAGAAGUCCUACAGCUACAGCCAGCUGCCCGCCAGCAUGCUGCCCAACAAGGGCCGCAACCCCUCCCUCACCUCCCUGGACUCAGGCGUGGGGCGGGAGUACAAGCUCCAGAGCACCUCCUCCCAGGACUCCAGCGACAAUGGAGAGAAAAUCAAGCGCUCCUCCUCUAAAAUCAAAAGCUUAUUUAAGAAGAAGAAAUAAAACUUGAGAUAGCGAGAGAAAGAAAUCAAAUAUAAAGAGUAGUUUUAGCCCCAAUACUAAAAAAAACAAAAAAAAUGGACAUCACUGUAAGCUAAAACAUCUUCUCUGGUAUUUUCUUCUUUUUGUCGUCAAAGAUGGAAUGUAGCUCAGUCUGGGUGCCUUAAAACGCCUCGGACUGGUAGCCUUAUUUUUCAAUAAUGCCUUUUUAUUUAGUUCACUCAUAGCCUCACAGGAAAACCUGCAAGGGCCGAGGAAAGGUCAAAGGUCACGAUAGUUGUCGUCCAGACAGCGUAAACACAUGACCUGCUCACUAUUCGUUUUGGUGUGAACCAAAAAGUGUGUAAGGGUCUAAAGGUGCAGUCCAUAUAUAAAUGUGUAUUUAGCACAGGAUGAUGUUUCUACUGGAAGUACUUUAAUCACACUUCCAGUAGCAACAGCAUCACAUUACAUGUUAGAUGCUUUUAUCCAAAGCGGCUAACAUACUCAAUACUGUGGGCAAUCCCCACAUGUGUCAUCAUCAGAAAAAAGGUCAGUUUUGAUCAUUUUUCUUUAAAAGGUUACUAACUCCUCCUCCCCGCUUAGAUUAUGGAUUGCAUCUUACAAAGUGUUUGAGUCCUAAAUUCACGUACUUGAAAAUAAAUCUUGCUAAAAGUUUGUUGCACUACUGUUUUCCUGGUAUUUUAGGAAAGCUCCGCUGCUUGCGGAGUACAUAUUGAAUAAAGUUAUAGAGAUGAGAGGAAGCCAUGGGCAGCGGCAGCACAUAACGCCAGAGCCAAAACUAUCUGACGCUUCUUCAAUGCCACUGCUCAUGGAUGUCUCAAUAUAUAUAAAUAUAUAUAUACUUUGUUUUCACAUUAUGUUCUUAUAGAUGUUUUUAAAUAGAUUUUUAUUGGCGGGGGGUUCCUACUGUAUGAACUGAUCUUUCCCAAGGAGAGUUUAUUGAAUAUGCAGAUUUAAACCGCACCAGUCUUUCCCCUAUAAUCUAUCUGUCCCUUUUUACUUGAUUAACUGUGUCCUGUAGCAAUACCAAUUUCAAUCUUUGUCUUAAAUACAUUGUCCCCCCUUUAAACUGUGGUGUCACUACCAGAUUUGUUUUGUGGUUGGAGUGCCAUAUUCAUAUUUAAGGAGAUCUGAGUGGUGCCAGGAAGUCAGUCUCCACGAUACAAAAAAAAAAA